Molecule: messenger RNA, 783 nt
Organism: Exophiala spinifera
Lineage: Eukaryota; Fungi; Ascomycota; Eurotiomycetes; Chaetothyriales; Herpotrichiellaceae
Exons: 1
Coding region: 1-783 (260 amino acids)
Cellular component (GO): cell wall
Molecular function (GO): manganese ion binding
Source: RefSeq, a predicted model, not a curated record
AUGCUUCACCUCGCAGCAUACAUCAUGAUGCCAUGGAGCGGCCUCGCCGCACCGGCCGCCGCACCGACGCCCGGCAGCACCAGCAGCGCGUCGACGCACGUGGCGCUGAACUCGACCAGCCUGGGCCCGGGGGUGUCGAUCUCGCCCGACCGCGCCGGCAACCAAGACCUGAUCAACGCUCUGCUCCAGGCCCCUACUGCCGCGGACCGUCUCAACCUCCUCCCCGACCCCAGCGACCACCUGUACGACUUCAACAACCCGCCGCUCAGCUCGGCCAUCACGACCGGCAACGGCGGCCACACGGUCAAGGCUGACCGCAAGGACUUCCCGGCCCUGAUCGGCACCGGCGUCAGCAUGACCGUCGGGUUCAUCGGCCCCUGCGGCUUCAACACGCCCCACACGCACCCUCGGUCCGCCGAGAUCAACAUCGUCGUCGAAGGUUCGCUGGGCACCGAGUACAUCCUCGAGAACGGCGCGCCCUACAUCCGCAACCGUCUCGACAAGUACAUGAUGACCGUCUUCCCACAGGGUGCCAUCCACACCGAGUGGAACCCAGAAUGCAACGACGCCGUCUUCGUCGCCGGCUUUGCCUCCGAGGACCCUGGUGUCCAGCAAUCCGCUCAGAGGCUGUUCGAUCUCGACGACGACGUGCUUGAGGCCGUCUUCGCAAACGAUUUUACCUUUGACGGCCGCGACAUCGAUCAGUUCCGGAGCCUCAUCCCGGCCAACGUCGCCAACGGUGUCGAAUCUUGUCUGGCAAAGUGUGGUAUUUCAAAGCGAUGA